Mytilus trossulus (common blue mussel) is the source of this 4707-nucleotide messenger RNA. RefSeq lists its product as uncharacterized. NCBI's taxonomy places the organism in Eukaryota, Metazoa, Mollusca, Bivalvia, Mytilida, Mytilidae. The record is from RefSeq and is a predicted model, not a curated record. The coding region runs from base 741 to 1433 and encodes 230 amino acids. The transcript has 7 exons.
ACAGAAAGAAUUUGUCUAAAUAUUUGAAAUUUAUCCCGUUAUAAAGGAUUGCUGUUAUAACAAAAUUAAAGACGAGACUCAUAUUAUUCACUUCACGAAAGAGAUAAACACAAAUAUUUCCUCGUAGGUUAACAGAUCUAUCUUACUAUCACCAAAACCCAAAACCGGAAGUUCAAAACGCCAUUUGUCGUUUUGAUCUUUUAACUCGUCUUAUAGAAACUGGCACGUUCUCAGUGUAACCGACGUCACGAAACCAGAAUGGGAUAUGAAUAUUUGAUAAAACUGUGUCAUUGUACUUUACAUGCGUCUAAAACAGUGCUGCUUUGUGUUUCCACAUAACGAUAUGGACACCAUCUGGAAAACCCCUUGAAAAUAUAAUUUUCAUUUCACUUUAAAUUUUCAUUUUCAAUUAAGAAAAUUAAAGCUUCCUUAUACAGCUAUAUCUUUCUUUAAGACCGUUGGGUUUAAUUUGAACUAAUUGGUAAUCCAUUGAAUAGUUAAUACGUUGUAAUAGAAUUUAUUUCGCCAGAAAAAAUGACAUUAUUUUGCUGACAUUGCAGUGAUGCAAAAUUUAGACAGAACACUUUAAAUUUGAAAAAAAAAUGUUUUAGCAUUGCAAAUAUCAAUGGAUUUCAUAGACUUAAUUAAAUUGAGAAUAGCCAGCAUAAAUUGAAUUCUACAUGUAGAUGUAAUUGGUAUUUGAAAUCCAAAAUUGAACUGGACAAGCAUAACCAACAGCAAUGGGAGAUCCUUUAGUAAGGAAAUCUGCAGCAUUGUCUCGCUUGAGGCAUCAGUUGAGGAAGAAACGUGAAUCUUUAGCAGACCACUUUGAAUUCAAGAUGUAUAUUAUUUUCCAUUUUAAAGAUAAGCAAAAGAAGAAUGGUGCAAUAUUUGAGGUAGCAGAAGUUAUACCAGUUAUGACAAACAACUAUGAAGACAGUAUUAUGAAAGGAGUAAAGGAGGAAGCAUACUCUUUAGAAAGCUCAAAAGAAUUACUUGAAAAAGAUGUGGUUCAACUUCAUGCCCCAAGGUGGCAGUCAAUGAGAAGGGAUGUACUUGGAUGUACAACAGAAAUAGACUUCUUUUUGUGGCCGAGAAAUGAUAUAGAAAAAAUUGAAUGUAUCUUAUUCUCAAGAUGGAAAGGAGAGGACACACCAUUUAAACCUAUUCAGGCAGAAUUUAAUUUUCUACGUGGUGACUAUGAAAAACAAUUAAUGCGGCUGCUAACCAGAAAGGAAAAAUCUGGAAUGAUUAUCAACAACCCAGCACAAUCUAUGUUUUUAUUUAUAGACAAAAAUCAAUUACAGACAAGUAAAAACAAGGUGAUUGUGUUCAAGCUGUCAAGUAUAUGUCUUUACUUGCCACAGGAUCAGCUGACAUCAUGGGGACCUGGUACGGUGGAAGAAAUUCUCUCACAACAUAUUCCAGAUUAAACCAAAGCAUACAUAAAUCAGGGAUGUUCUGUGUCAUAUAACUGUUACAAAGUCAAUAUGAUGAUAUUGGAAAUAACUAUGUUAAUGGCAAUGUAAUCUUUUGAUUAGCCAGUGCAAAAUUAUUUUUAUGGACAUUUCAUUCAUACAUGGCUCAUAUAAAAAGCUUUUUACAUAUAUUAAAUAAAGCAGACAUUUCAUUUCACGUUUACUUUGGACCCAAGAUGAUUUUGUCUGAAGGACAAUCACAAAGAUGGCAUUUAAGUGUACAAAGUAUAAUUUCUAAAAUACCAAUCAACUAGGAUGGACUAAUAAAAGCUACAUUAUUUUGUUUGUCACUACACAUUUUGGAGAAUAAAUGUUUAGCUUUUAUUCAUUAUAAAAGUAAUUCAAUAGGUGACACAAUUUUGGAGUCCUCACUCUCAUUUUAAUUUUCCUAAUAAAAACAUAAUUAAGACAGUAUAAUACAGACAAAUAUGAAUAAUAAUAACCUAUAAACAAACAAUUAUAAGUUACUGUUAAGCUUAUUACAUUUAUUCAAAACAUUUGUACAGAAAAAUUCAUGUAUAAUGAGAUCAGAGGCAAAUUUUUCCACUAUUUUAUCAAUAACUCUUCUUACCACUCAGAUUCAACUGUAAGGGAAGGUUUAAAUGGUGUCAGAAAAUAGCUGCCAGUUACUUCUUACAUUCAAAUAAGUGUUCUGCAUUUUGAAAUGCUAACUUGAAAUAUGACAUAUAUAUGAACAGAAAUAGAAUCUUUUGUGUGUCAGGUACUGAGAUGUUACAAAGAAAAGCAUUUAAAGUUAUCCUUGUUCAGUUUAUAUCAGGUUAAUACUUUAGCAUCUUUAAUUAAAAAGAAACAUUUAUUUAAAUGAAUUUCAAUAAAUUUGAAAUUGAACUCCAAAUGUUGCUCACAACUCAGGGAGCAGUGAAGGUGCAGAUAUUGGUUUUAGGUAUUUUCCCUGUGUAGGUGGUAGUGAUUUGUUUAAAUCCAGAUGGUGAACCAGAAAAUUUAUAAUAAUUUUCAUACCAUUUAGACUUUUUUUCAUUUUAUUUUCCAGAAAUAAAUUCUAAAAGGUUUCUUUAAAGUUUAUCAAUUUUGUCAUGAAAGUUAUAGAAUGAGGGUGUGUGCUAGUAAUUGUUUCAAAGUUAUCCUAUCUUAGUUCUAUGUUAAGUGUGUAAAUUGAAUUUUGUGUCAUGAGUAUGGUUUGGUUGAAAAAGGUUAGUGUGCAUGUGUGUAUUUAGUGUGUAUGUAUGUAUUUUAUUUGUUUUAUUUGUUUGUAUAUUCAGUAGUGAAAUUGGUGGUCUCCUGACAUACUAUUCAAGCAAGAUGUUUUUCUAUUGUCAUCAAUAGAAUUUUUUUUCUUUCUGAAAAAUAUGAUUUUAUUGUGCGAUAUUUAUGUUAAAUGGGGAGGGAAGAAAUUAAGCACUGAUAUUGUUAAGUGCAUAUAUUUCCUUUAUUUAGAAUUGUAGUAAAGUAUGAUUCCUUCACAGAAAUGAGCCAUGCAAAUUGAUUCAUUUUUUGGACUUUCUUUGGUUUUUUUAAGAAUUGCUUCUUUUAAUACUGAAGAUCAGAAUUUUUUACACAAUUUUCAGCAACUUAAGUUUCAACAAAAAAAUUCUAUGAAUAUUUACAAUUGAUUUUAAGAUAUCAAUGUGCUUGAAUGAGGAAAGUUGAGGAGUCAUUCUAGAUACAAACUACUGUACAGUAUGACAGAGUUGUGUUGGGGAGUCUUUCUAGAUACAAACUACUGUACAGUAUGACAGAGUUGUGUUGGGGAGUCAUUCUAGAUACUUUAACUACUGUUCAGUAUGAAAGAGUUGUUUUUAUCAUUUGUUGAUUUUGUUUUUUAUUUUUAUUUUUGCUGAUAUUUAUAUGUUGAUAUAUAAUCUUUGGCAGCACAGUAAUUGUGAUUUUCAUUUUUGAAUAGGGCAGAAAUAAGUUAUGUCUGCAGCUACAUAUCUUAUAUCUUAUACAUUAUCUCUAUAAUAUUUUCACAAAAGUAGGGUUUUGGUGUGGAUUUAUAAACCACAUAUAUUCAGUAAAAACUUGUGAUUUGAAAUUUUAGUACUUAUUGUGAAUUUGUGAAUGUUAGAUAAUGUCUAACAUUCCAUAUAGUACCAUGCGAGGUUACAUCUUUUGAGUCAUGAACAUGUAAAUUCUAACCUUAAAAUUUUUAAAAGCAGCUGAACUGGUAUUUUUGCAUUUCAGCAAUUAACGUUAAAUGAAAACAAAUGUUAAAAAACAUUAUUUGUUUCAUAAUUUAAAUAGAAAACCUUAACUUUUGUUAUCUUUUUCUUCAUUUCUACUUGUUUUUAACUUUUAUCAAGUCUUGGGGGAAUUGCAUUAGCAAUGUAUAUGAUUUAGACUUUUGGUGACAUUUAAAGUCAUAUGCAAUGUUGGUUUUUUUUUACAAAUCACAGUUUUAUUAUACUUCACACCAAUUUAAGAGGGACAUUUAAUACAUAUAAAAUCAAUGCUACUUGACACUUCUGAUUGUUAUAACUUAGUGAGGUAUGUAUUAAUGUAUACUAAAAUUUAAACUUCCCAGAAGAUCAACAACCUUUUUAAUUUGAUUAUUCUCAGAUUGGUCUUUAAAAAAUACUGAACUUUAACCAACCAUGGCUGACUCUUAACAUGCUCCAAACAAUCACUAAUAAAAAAAAUAUCAAUGGAAUUUUAUAGAAGCAAGAAUAUUUUCACUUAUGAUUAUUUUCAGAUCAAAAGUUCCAGAGUUGUGGGACUUUACAUCUUGUGUUAAGAUAAUAAUCUAAGCUUCUAAAGAUUCUUCAAGUUGAAUUUUACAAAAUAACAUUUCUUAACUUUAAAAUGACUAAAAAAAUGAAGAUUAAAGAGUAUACAUAAAAUAGGAUACAUUCAUAAACACUGCCAUAUGAUCUUAUAAAGUAAUUUAGAAAUGAAAGCAGUGAACAUUUUAUUCUAAGUGAAGUUUGUUCUCUAUAUCACAAAAAUAUGAACUUAUCCUGGUGCCAACAUGUAGUUUUAAUAGAUUUUGGUAUUUACUAUAGUAUGAAAUAAUAGUGCAGUACAUGAAUUUCAUUUCUCAUCAUAUAAGGUUUGGAAAAGCCAGUCAUAGACUUGUUAUGCUGUUUACAGGAUGUCAUGAUUUGAUCAUUUUAUAUAACAAUAUUCAUUAGUAGAAACAAAUUUACAUCUGCAUUUUCAGAUUGAAGGCAAGUAAGCUACUGUUUCAUCUGCCAGAAUGUUGACAUUCCUUAAAGAGACAGUAAAUUAAUAAAUUAUAUUACUAAACUUA